This is a messenger RNA of Plutella xylostella (diamondback moth), 2013 nucleotides long. The record is from RefSeq and is a predicted model, not a curated record. Lineage: Eukaryota; Metazoa; Arthropoda; Insecta; Lepidoptera; Plutellidae.
AUGCUUUUGAUAAAUGAAAGAAACCUACAAGUGCUAGAAGAGAUAGUGGACCGCGCGCCCGCGCACCAGAUGCUCUCGAACCUCAUCAGACGAGUGGAACCCUCCAAGCUACUGGUAGACGGAAAGGCUCAGGGUACCUUCGUUAAUAUGGUGAAGAAGAUUGUGUUUGCGAAUGGAAAUGAUAGUGCUGAGCCUGCGUGUAGAUUGAUCUUUAUUUCGGCUAAGGAGUAUAAUUUCGAAGCAUGCAAGCGCCGCAUCUCCUCUCUCUCUCUGCCUCACGAGCCGCACAACUGCACCGAGGAUGAGCGAGCGAUAUUCCUCCGCACCAUCCUUCACUUCGGGCAACUACAGAGUGUGCACGCGCUGGGCGCUCUGCUGCGGUAUGUGGACCUCAACUGGUCCAGUCUGAGCAUGGACCUGCAUAGCAAGCCGCAGUUUAUGGGGCUGAAGAAGAUUUCUUUAGCAGACAUAGUGACAAUAGACGCGGACACAUACAAAGGUCUGCAGAUCUUCAGCCCGGUGUCGCACCCCAGCGGGUUCAAGAAGGGCGCGCGCGCCAGCGACAAGGAGGGGCUCAGCCUGUUCAGUGUCUUCAACAAGUGCGCCUCCAAGGUGGGGCAGAGCCGGAUGAGAGUGCUCCUCCAGCACCCCACCAACGACAUGGCACUGCUGCGUCAGAGGCAGCAGGUGGUGGGCUACUUCAUGAGAGCACAAGCGGAUACAACUCUGAGGAACAUCUGCUCCUCGCUGCGGUUUGUCAAGAAUGUUAAUGGUAUUUUGACUAAAAUCAAGGCGCUGUCGGCGAAACCAUACCAAUGGAAGUCACUAUACAAUACGUUGUACAACACGGUGUUGAUCUGUGAGAUGUGUGAGAACGUGGCCGGCGCCAGCGACUUCCUCGACCAACUGGGAUCUUACGAUAACAACAAAUUAUAUGAGAUGGCUCUUUACAUGAAUCGGAUCAUAGACUUCGAUCUGUCCAAGACUGAAGGGAAGUUUACAGUGAAACCCGGAGUGGACCCCGAGCUGGAUAGGAAGAAACAAACGAUGGCCCAACUCCACGGCCUGAUGUCUGAGACCGCCAAGGUGGAACUAGAGCGGUUACCUCCCUACAUCGACGAGUGCACUAUGCUGUACAUGCCACACCUCGGCUACCUGCUCGGGGUCCGGGCCUGGGAAGAUAACUUGAGUGUGGAGCAGAAGGAACUGCCGAAUAUGCGGUUUAUGUUCCAAAACAAUGACUACAUUCACUAUAAAAGCAAAGGAUGUGAAGAGCUAGACGUGAUGAUCGGCGACACGUACCCCGAGAUCGUGGCGCACGAGACUCGCAUCAUGAUGCGACUCACUACCAUUGUGCUGGAGAACUUGCAGACAUUGUCUGCUGUUAUUGACAAGUGUGCCGAGCUGGAUUGCCUAAUAGCAAUCUCCAAGGUCUGCAAAGAGUUCUCAUUUGUCCAACCGGAGCUCACUCACGAGAAAGUCAUCCACAUAACCCGAGGGAAACACCCUUUACACUUGCUUACGUGUGAUGACUUCGUGCCCAACGACUUGCACUCUGAUGGUGACAGUGGGUUUGUGAAGAUCUUUACUGGGCCCAAUGCUAGCGGGAAGUCGGUGUAUAUGAAGCAAGUUGGUCUAAUCGUGUACCUAGCGCACAUAGGCAGCUUCGUGCCGGCGGACGCGGCCACCAUCGGCCUGCUCACGCACAUCUACACGCGGAUACAGUCCACCGAGUGCAUCGCCGCUCAUAUGUCGGCUUUUUUGAUUGAUUUGAGACAGAUGUCGCUAGCUCUGCAAGAGUCUACCAGCAACUCCUUGAUCAUAGUGGACGAGUUCGGGAAAGGUACUUCAGAAGUUGAUGGCAUAUCUUUACUAGCGAGUUGCAUCAAUAGUCUACUGUGUCGCGAAUUGAACUGUCCACAUGUGUUGCUAGCUACACACAUGCUUCAACUACCAGAGUUCAUUAUCAAGACGCCAUUGGUCAAAUUUCAGGUAAUUUUCCAGACUAAAUAA